Messenger RNA from Kalmanozyma brasiliensis GHG001, 2010 nucleotides. RefSeq names its product Serine dehydratase-like, alpha subunit. Gene Ontology annotation, biological process: gluconeogenesis. The coding region runs from base 1 to 2010 and encodes 669 amino acids. The transcript has a single exon. The record is from RefSeq and is a predicted model, not a curated record. NCBI's taxonomy places the organism in Eukaryota, Fungi, Basidiomycota, Ustilaginomycetes, Ustilaginales. Gene Ontology annotation, molecular function: L-serine ammonia-lyase activity; 4 iron, 4 sulfur cluster binding.
AUGAUGUCGCAGCGUAAUGUUGCGCUCGCUGGCCCCUCCAAUCCCCCAACCCUCACCCGCCGCUCGCUUCACACCACCCCAUCGCCCUCUUCAUCCCUAUCGCCCACCAACACCCUCCCUACCCCAGCCGAAGCAGAAACGGAACACGCAGUAAUCUCGACAUUCGACCUCUUCUCGAUCGGCAUCGGCCCUUCUUCCUCGCACACAGUCGGACCCAUGCGUGCGGGCGUGAUCUUUGUCUCUGACCUCGCCGACAUGGGUCUUCUCGACCGGGUGCACUCGAUCAAGAUCAACCUGUACGGCUCGCUCGCGCUGACCGGUGCGGGACACAUGACCCCGCAAGCGUUGCUCGGCGGGCUCGAGGGAGAUGACUGCGAGACGGUCGAUCCGCCCAGCGUGCCCCUGCGGUUCGAGCAGAUUAAGGAGGAGAAGAAACUGCAUCUCGGCAAGAACCUCUUCAAGACCCUCGGGAAGGGGAGAGGCGAAGUGACAGAGGGCAAGAUGGUGGAAUUCGAUUACGACAGGGAUGUGAAAUGGAUGUUUGGCCAGGUGCUGCCUCACCAUUCGAACGGGAUCCGGAUGAGCGUUUUUGAUCAAGAGGGGACGAUGCUGGGUACCAACGAUUACUACUCUGUUGGAGGAGGAUUUGUGGUCAACGGCGCGCUAGCGACCUCUUCCUCCACAUCUUCUUCUGGUGGCAAGCCGAAUAGCGAGGACAAUACGGCGCAACUGCACGACGAGACACUCGAAGUGGCCGCCCACCCGAUCGACUGGGGCGAAAACGUAUUCUACAAGCAGAUCCGACGUUCUGACGCCGAACCGAACCGACGCUCUGGCUCCUCUCCCACCGAUUCGAACCUCCUACCUCGCGUCGAGGCGCCUUCCUCUGAAUCCAACACCCUCACUCCCCUCUCCUCCAACACGCCGGCCCCUUCGCACGCAGAAAAGCUCACCGCCCGCCCACCCACCGGCCCGCCCUUUCCCUUCCACAACGCCGCCUCGCUCCUUCGCCAAUGCAAGACGCGCAACUUGACCAUCGCCCAGGUGGUCUACGAAAACGAGCUCACCUGGAACCCGCCCGACGUCGUCCACGACAAACUGGUCAAGAUCUGGAGCACGAUGGACGAAUGUAUCCGCGCCGGUGUUGAGAGCUCGGACAAGACCCUACCUGGGCCGUUGGCGGUUCGACGACGCGCUCCGUCGCUCUAUGCGCGGUUGAUGAAGGGUGUCUACCCCACCACUUCGCUUCCCUCGUCCCGGACAGGGGAGAUUGGCUUGGGCGAAACGCCAGGCAUAGGGGGUUUGUCGCCGGUGUCCACGUCGCUAACCACGCGACCUCGCGUGAUUGGCAGAUUCAACCACCCCAUCCCACCUUCUCCACCACGACGAACCAACUUCCCCGCGAUCGACUACCUCACGUGCUACGCGAUCGCCACUAACGAGCAGAACGCGGCAGGAGGGCGCAUCGUCACGGCUCCCACCAACGGUGCGGCCGGCGUCCUGCCUGCAGUGCUCAAGUACUGUUUCGAAUUCAUCUUUGACGACGACCCUUUGCGCGAUCUGACCAACUUUUUGCUCACGGCGAGUGCGAUAGGGAUGCUGUUCAAGCGCGGGGCGACGCUGUCGGCGGCCGAGGGGGGGUGUAUGGCCGAAGUGGGCGUGGCGACUGCCAUGGCUGCGGCAGGGUUUGUGGCCGUGUUGGGUGGAGGACCGGAGAAGGUGUUGCAAGCGAGCGUGAUAGGGAUCGAGCACAAUUUGGGGUUGACGUGCGAUCCGCUGAAUGGACAGGUGCAGAUUCCGUGUAUCGAGCGAAACGCUUUGGGGGCGGUCAAGGCGGUUACCGCGGCACAAUUGGCGUUGGCGGGGGAUGGAAAGCAUAGCGUCAGUCUGGACGAUGCGAUUACGGCGAUGCGGGAGACUGCGAGGGAUAUGCACACGAGUUAUAAGGAGACGAGUCUGGGUGGGUUGGCGACUGCGGUCAAGGUGCCUGUUGCCAUUCCGGAUUGUUGA